Molecule: messenger RNA, 4018 nt
Organism: Anarrhichthys ocellatus (wolf-eel)
Lineage: Eukaryota; Metazoa; Chordata; Actinopteri; Perciformes; Anarhichadidae
Gene: vezt
Product: vezatin, adherens junctions transmembrane protein
Exons: 12
Coding region: 367-2784 (805 amino acids)
Biological process (GO): cell-cell adhesion
Cellular component (GO): plasma membrane
Molecular function (GO): myosin binding
Source: RefSeq, a predicted model, not a curated record
AUUACAGCCGCUGUUUUUUUUAUUUUUAAUCGAAACUUAUGGAUGCUUUGUCAUACCUAGACGUUCCCGAGUCAUUAAGGGCAGCUAGCUUAUACACAGAUAGCUUACCGUGCUAGCAGCCAUGCAGUGGCAGCCCAAAACAAAUCCACAUAUUUAUGCUGCUAACUGUGUUUCUGCCAAAAGGAGCUUUGUUGGUCACGAGAGGGAGCUGAGCUGUGCGCGCGCAUUGUUGUGUGUUUCAUCCUUAUUAUUAGACUGGUAGUUUCAGAGGUGGGGUGUGGAGGACCAGGUCCAAUGCGACACACACACUCACACACACUCUAUGUCUGACUGGUGACAACAUCAGCUGCCACUUCGUGUGACAACAUGCAUAACUCUCCUCUUUUCCAGUACCUGCAUGAUCUAGGGCACACAGACUUUGAGGCAUGUCCAACGGCAUCACAGGAGGACGACUAUGGCGGACAAGAGGGAGACCUCACCUCUCCCGACGAAGAUCCAGGGAAGACUUCAGGAGGACGCUUAUGGAGACUGGCUGAAGCUUUGUGGAGAUGGAGUCCGAUUCACCAGGCGGCUGCGUCUCGUAAGAUGGGCCAGCAGCUGGACUGUGUGUUCGGCCAGUACUCGGUGAAGUGCAUUCUGGACCAGGACGUGCUGUUGCAGGAGGACGUGGAGCUGAUUGAGCUGUUAGACCCGAGUCUACUCACCCUCGGCUCGUCUGCUUCUGGCUCAUCCACUCGAGCGAGCGUCCUGCCCAGACCCGGCCUCAUAGCCAGGCCCUCCCUAUGGGACCUGGCGGGGCUGGUGGGCCUGGCUGCAGUGCUGCUGGGUUUGUGCUCCGUGUCUGAGGGCCUGUGGUCGCUGGCCGCGGCCCCCUGGGGCCUGGUGCUGCUGGGCUGGCUGGGAAUGAGGGGGGUCCUGCUGUGGAGGCGGGGCCGCAUGCAGAGAGCCGUCCACUCGCGGGCCACGCAGCUACAGACUCUGGUCCACAACAGCAAGACUCUGACCGGGCUGUCUCGUAAAGCCCUGCGCCUGGUGCAGGAGACGGAGGUCAUCUCCAGAGGGUUCACCCUUUUGCUCGACAGGGUGAGUGCAGCCGGCUCCUUUAGCAGGGCGGGGCCGGGGGCGGUGCCACGCGGCCAGCAGCUGAUCGGAUUGAGGAAGGCCCUGUACCGGGCGCUCCGCACGGCCUUCAGAGCCUCGCGGAGAGCCACCUGUCACAUGCUCAAGGCGUUCCCUCUGAACUCUGAGAUCGAUAAUGUGACCAACUAUGUGUCCGCGGUGCCUCUGAAGGAGCUGGGGCUCGGCCUGGGGAUCGAGCACCUGGGUGACGAGCAGGCUCAGGAGCUGACGGACGACUACAGCCUGCCUGCCCUGAAGAUGCUGUUCCAGCUGUGGGUGGGGCAAAGCUCCGAAUGCUUCCGACGACUUGCUCUUCUCCUGUCACCCCGAAGAACAGAGGAGCCAGAAGUGGGCGGAGCCAGCGGGGACGCCUCCCCUCCUGCCGCCCUGCUGCACCGCUCCAUCGCCGCCGUGACGGAGCCCCUCCAUCGCGCUCUGGCCAGCUGCCUCUGCGAAGUGCAGCGCAGCUUCGACUUCCACCGACACUUUGAGACCCAGCUGAGGACGCCGGGCUCCGACGGGACGGGGAGAGUCAGGGAGAAAUGCCGAGAGCUCAACACCCUGCACUCGUCCAUCCGAAGCCUGCAGCUGCACCUCAAGGCCCUGCUCAGCGAGAUGAUCAUCCUGGAGGACGACCUGGAGAAACUGAUGGUGUCCAAGGAACCCACGGAGUUGACACUCGAGGGCUACCAGGACCUCAGGGACCGGCUGCACCAGCUGCAGCCACACAUGCAGGCCAGCUCGGGCUGCUGGGAGGACACCGUCGGCCAGGUGCAGCGCAUGCUGAGACGGGUCAACGCCUGUCCAGGUAAUGCCGAGGGUCUGGAGCGGCGUGGUCCUCCGCCGCCCGAGAUUCCUGCUCCUCCUCCGUCCUACCCGUUGAUCCUGGACAGAGACUCUGUGCCAGAAGAGCUGGAGUGGGAGGCCUAUGUGUCCGACUCGGACUCCGACGGCGAGAACAGAGGGUCUUGGUCCGACAUCUUGUCACCGGAGGAACGGGAGCGGCAGCGGAGGGAGAGGGAGGAGUCCCGUCGCGUCCUGUCGGAGCUCAAAGCUGUGCUGGGCUUCCGUGCGUCAGAGGGGGAGAGGAUGAAGAGGAAGCAGCUGCUCUUCAACGACCAAGCUGCUCCCUCGGCUCAUGGUGAGAGUCCAGAUACCGUCACGGAGCUGUUAGAUGCUCCGACUUCUCUGGGAUCAGCAGGAAGUGCCGAUGAAGAAGGAACCCACUUUUCGGAGUGCUCUGCAGGAAACGAAGGGGAGGAAGGGGAAGGAGGAGGCGGCAGGGUGAGGCUUGACCCCUCAGCAGAGCCGGUGAUGGAGUUCAGCUGUGGUUUGGAGGAUUUGGGAGGAACUUCGGUGUGUGCAAGAGGAGGAGGAGGAGCGUCUGAGCUGCACCUAUACGACGGCGUCCUGCAGGAGGAAGGGGAGGGCCAGAACGGUCUGGACUGCUGCCUGAAGCCCAAAGUCCCCGCCGUCUCUGUGAUGGACAGGCUGACGGAGAUCCACGGCUCGGAGGCUCUCAGCUUCAGCUCCGCCCUCGCUGCUCAAGUGGCGGCGCACUCACACUCGCUCAUCACCAUGGAGGAGCAGACGUUCGGUGAUGACGAGGAGGAGGAGGAGGAGGAUGGAGAGGAGAGCGACAGACGAACCGCCGAGAAGGACUGAAGUUGAACCCCGCUGCUUUAACCGACCGCUGAGCAGAGACUGUAUUUAUGUCUUAUGUCUGGCUGUCUUUUAUCGAUGGGUCUGUGUUACAUCUUAACUGUUUCUAGUGUGGAGGUAUUUUCAAAUUUACACCACUCUCUAUUCCCCCGUCCGUCCAUCCUACUGUACAUUACUACCCACAGUUCUUACUGCUCGCUCGCUGUUAAAACUCAGGUACCAGAACCACUAAAGCAAAGAAGACCAGAAUGUCUACAGUUCACUCGCUGACAUCCACACAGUGAGUGUUGUUCUCAGUCGUUCAGCAGCUGUGGAAACAGGCGACAAGUGUAAUAGGUUUCUUUGAGAAUAAAAUGGUUUUAUUUGCAGUUUUCAAAACACUCCAAUCUGAGUUAUUGUCAGUUUUGGGCUGGAGGACUUGAGAAGUCGGGAGGAAUAAUGCUGAGAUACAGCGGUAAGAGAGCAUUUAAAAACGUUUCAUCUCGAGACAACGAACAACAACUAAAUGGAAGUUUCGGGGCUUUAUGUAACGUACAGAGAUGAGAGGACAGAGGCCACACCACAAUGUAAAAGUUCUGCAUUCAGAAUUCAACUUAACCUAAAUAUUGCCAACAAAAUGUAGUUGAAGUAUUGAAAAUAUAAUUACUCGUAAAUCAUAAUUUCAGUAAGUAUUUGUAAAAGAACAGGAUUUCAGGAGCUCAAAUUUGUACUUAAGAGCAGUAAUUGAGUACAUGUGCUGUCACACACACACACACACACAGUAUGAGAGGGAGCUCUGCAAAAAGAGGAAGUAGAAUGCUAUUUUUACUAUCGGGGUCUUUAUUUUUGUCCGGCCCUUUCUGCGAUUCCAUCCCUCUACUUACUGUCUGACUGGACACAAUGGGGGCCGGACGCAUAGUGCACCGUACACAAUAUUACAUAAACAUACACAACCCUAUUUGGAAUGCAACACUAUUGUAUCUAAGAACUAAUUCAUGUAGACUGAAACGGCGUCUUUGUUUACAGGGGGAUACUGUACGGACUGAUCUGUGUGCUGCUGUGAGGGGUUGAUUCUCUCUCGUGUGAGGGCAAUCUAUAACUUUAUGUUUCAUACGAUGUUACUGUACGAGUCUAUUCCCUCCCUCCUUCCUAGUCUGACUUGUCACCAUGUCUGCCUUGUCCCGAGGUCUACCCCCUCCUGCAUUCUCCAACGUGAAAUAAAAUACCCUUCUGGAAGAGUUUCGAUGUAUCCUGAAGU